AUGGACCAGGGUGUGGUAGAGGUUCCAGCUUCCCUUACACCUGAUGUGGCAGGAAGAAACUAUGUGCUGGCAAACGGUACUUCAGUGGGACCUGAGAAACAGAAAAAGGAGCAUCUUCCAGAAGCAUGUCCCACCAGUCAGAGAAUAUCCCAAAGGAGCUCCAGCAGUGCCUUCUGGAAGAUCUCCAAGGGCCCAGUGGCUCAGAGGAAGGCAGAAGACACCAAAUCCAUCUCAAAUGUCAAAGAACCAGUAGCAGGCCAGCACCAGAUGCCAAGGUCUAGAGGGCCUGGAUCUUCCCGAAAGACCAUCAAAGCCAGCUGUGAAAAAUCCAAGGAGACCUGUGGCAGAUUAAGUGCCAAAGAGUCCUCAGCAUCAUUAGGGCCAGAUAUGAAAGCAGAAUGGAAGCUCCUUCUGGAGGACAAAGAAAGCUUGAUCCAUGCCAACAACAAAUAUAAAUUUGCCAGUGCAGCUGAGCUUACCAGUGGUGAAGAGGAACGGCGAGCUCUGUGCGAGGCAGCAUUAAUCAUGGGACAGAAAAGACUCAGCGACCGUACUAAAAUGCUAAACCCCUUGAACUCUACAUCUUUUGCUGAUUACAACCAGCUGGGUUUUAAUCUGAGAUCAAACAUCUUCCAAGGUGGCCCACUGGAGAGCCGAAGCUUGAUGAAAGAUUCCUAUACCCCUGAUAUAAUUCAGAAGGUAGUCAGGGAUCCCAAGAACUGGCAUGGAAGGAGGACUGAUGAGCUAGGGAAAUGGCAUCAGAAAAAUGCCCUAAAUCUAAACCUGCAGAAAGCAUUGGAGGACAAAUAUGGGAAGAAAAAAGGCAAGCCUUAA
Molecule: messenger RNA, 834 nt
Organism: Charadrius vociferus (killdeer)
Lineage: Eukaryota; Metazoa; Chordata; Aves; Charadriiformes; Charadriidae
Gene: CIMIP4
Product: testis expressed 33
Exons: 7
Coding region: 1-834 (277 amino acids)
Source: RefSeq, a predicted model, not a curated record